Durusdinium trenchii is the source of this 2325-nucleotide messenger RNA. Lineage: Eukaryota; Dinophyceae; Suessiales; Symbiodiniaceae. The record is from the annotation of a GenBank genome assembly.
CGGACACCAAGAACACGGCAACUGCCGGCCUUCAGCCAUUUCCAUUGGAUUGGAUGGUAAAUGAGUGUGAAGGACCCGAACCCGAGCGUGCACGCACGGAAGAGCAUGUGCCGCUGGCCUGGUCACCAGGCAUCGAAAAGCCAUUGCAAGAGAUCGAGGUGCUGCUGCUUCUCGAUGAGUUCUUGUACCGGGGUGAGGUUCAUGACCUGACAAUAGCGCACCAAAGCUUCGAUCGCAUUGCUGCAUCUCUGGGAGCAGAGGAUCUCGAUGCCAUUGUUCCACCGUGCCUGGAGGUCUUGGAGUUUGCAAAUCGCUACAUCCGCAAUGACACCCUGCUUUGUCUACUGCACGUUUCCAUGGGAUGUAUGACCCCCGAUGCGCCUCUGGAAGAACGUGGUUUGGCGAUGCGGCGCCAUGCUGCCCUGCUAGCCAAGCACGAAGCUAUGCCGAUGCUGGUCAGAGCUCUCGAUCAUCUCCUGGGCCUGGGCACUGAAGAGCGAGACCAAGAGGACGGUGGCAUGUAUGAACGCGAGUUGCGGCUGAUUUUGAAUUGCAUUCUUUUGCAACUGCUUUUCAAUGAACAUGAUCCUGAAUUCGCUCAAUCCUUAGACAAGGGCUGUGGUCGGAUGGGCGCAUCCCUUCCGUCCUUGCUCUUGGACGCAGCGAUGACAUGCUUGGUAACAGAGAAAGUGUUACCCAUCAAAAAGAUUGUCCUUCUGUUGCUGCGGGUGCUGCAGCGCAUGCUCUCUAUCCCAGACAAGGUAUUGUAUCCUGUCUCUGAAAGGCGGCAAGGCGAGACGUUAGCCUGCCAGCGCCCUCGAGUCAUGGACUUUCAAGCGUUCACCUCUCUGCACCUUCACCGAAGGCAAAUACGAUCCAAGUAUGGCGGCAGUGGUUACCCUGCGGCGGUUGAGGAAGGUUUGAAGCUGGCAGCCCAGUACGAGGAUGAAUUCUUGGCAGCGUAUGCGUUCCACCCUAGCGAGUUGGAUUUCAUGAAGGAUUCCCCUGCCCUGAGGGAUGCAUACCUCAGAUACGAGGAACUUCGUGCAAUGCCUGGUUCACGCGGCUGUGGGCGGCUACUACCGCGUGCAGCUCGAAAAGCAAGACAGAACUUGCCCCGUCCUGGUGAACUGCUACCGGCUGUGUGCCCUGAAUCACUGGAAAGUCAUCAUGCUGGAGGCCUUGACAUGCCGAGUGCAUCAUCGAGAGAGUCUAGCCUCUCUGACUCAGUGCGAUCUCAACUAUCCGUGGCCUCCGCUGUGACAGAGGUGCCCUUGGAGUUCGACGUGGCAAGAGGAGAUUUAAAGGCCACGCCGGUUGCUAGAGGCGGUGACAAGCUGGACUCAGAUGAGUCCUCUGCAGCAAUUUGGCACAGGCUCUAUGCUUCAAUGUUGCCUCGCUUAACGGAGUUGGUGGUGCUUCUCCUACGGCUUUUGCUCACCUCUUGUUCCAAUGUGGACACCUACUCGGGCAUUGUGGACUUUGCUCGCGAGCGAAAGGCAGCCGAGCAUGCCCAGGCUCACGAGUUCAACGAGGCAGAGGCUCAAAGACAUAGGGAGAUAUUGGCAGCAGCUGUGGCAGGGGUGAUCUUGAUCCUCCUUAAGUCUGCACGCCGCUUUUCUUCGGAAGACUUUGCCUUUCUCUCACAGCUGCUGGCAGAAUCCAACGGUGCUUUGGUGGUGCUAAAGUACUUGAACCAGAAUCCAGACGUGUGCUCGGGCCAGGACACCAGCGGAGAGCCACUUCCACCAGUGUUACCAUGCCUUCAAGCUGCAAGCGCUGCUGGUCGACGCUUGCCCCUGUCCUCAUGCUUUUGGCAGGCCUGCGGGACUCUGCGUUUGGUGGAGGUGCUGUAUUUAGUUUGCCGAGACUGCCCAGAGCGAGUUCGUAAAUACCUCAUCCACUAUCGGGCGCCCUUUAUCUUGAAGCGUCUCAAUCGAGUGGAGAGCCCUCAUGCUCAACGGUUGGUGCUAAAGCUGCUGAAAAAGCAGGUGAGAUAUUUGCCACGCAAAUGGAAGCAGGCCAACAUGAAAGCAAUCAGUGCAAUGUAUUUGCAGGUCACGAUGUCUCCGUUGGAAGACUGGCUGCUAAACGAAAACUUGGCAGAACAAAGCAUGGAAGGUCCUUCCGCCAAGGCCCUCGAAUCAUUGGUCGUGAUUUCAGAGAGCAGGAGCUUGCGGCCAGCAUGGCCCGUGAGAUGAACCAGUCUGCAGACGGGUCUGCCCGGCAAAUCUUUGACGAUCCACCUCCUUCCUCAGAAGAAGGCUUAGGUUAUGUGCACGCAUUUCCUGAGUAUGAUCCGAGAAGGUGAGUGUCAGCGCUGAA